Molecule: messenger RNA, 3423 nt
Organism: Ordospora pajunii
Lineage: Eukaryota; Fungi; Microsporidia; Ordosporidae
Product: putative E1-E2 ATPase
Exons: 1
Coding region: 1-3423 (1140 amino acids)
Biological process (GO): transmembrane transport; intracellular calcium ion homeostasis
Cellular component (GO): membrane
Molecular function (GO): ATPase-coupled monoatomic cation transmembrane transporter activity; ATP hydrolysis activity; P-type transmembrane transporter activity
Source: RefSeq, a predicted model, not a curated record
AUGUUCGUAGCAAUAAAGCAGGAAAGGCCCUUUGUAAGUGUUGAAGGGCGCAAAAGACGGGUGCCUGUGCUUCUCUACAAUGUAUUGUGUGUAGUAACGUUUGGGAUGCUGUACAUGAUCUGUAAGUAUGUCCGAAGCGCCAAGAAAGUCAUACUCAGCUCUCGAUGCAAUAUCUCAGAUGCAGACUGUGUGAUAGUCACGCAUCACAAUGGGCAAGAGGAGUUUAUUGAUGUCAGACUGUAUGAAACGAUGGGUGUGUAUGCUCUUCAAAGAUAUGCACAAGACGGAAAGGCACGUGUGAUUGAAUCACGGUUCUACAGGUUGAUAUACGAUGUGCCUGCAAAGAGAUUUGUUGUUCCACCUGAGCAAAAGGCACUUGAAAGGAGCUUUGAGGAGUUUUAUAGUGGCGAGGUUUCCAAGUCUCCCGAAAAGGAGAUGGCGGAGUAUGUGCUGAGGAAUGUCUUUUACGGGAAGAACAUAACGAAUCUGCCGGUUCUGGGGAUUCUUGAAAUUCUUGUGAAAAACACGCUGAGUGUUACUUUUAUGUCGAAUGUUGCAUGUGUGCUUGUAUGGAAUGAGAUUGAUUAUGCCAGAUAUGCAAUGGCAAUGGGCAUGAUUGUUAUGUAUUCGUUUGUAUUUACGAACUGGGAGGACAUCCGCCAUUCCAUCAGCAUGCAACGGCUUGUGAAGAAACAGAGUGUGCGGACGCUUCGUGCAGGGCGGUUUGUGCAAGUAGACAGCCGGGAGGUUUAUCCUGGCGAUGUGAUAUACAUUGAGCCAUGCAAUGAGUUUCUCUGCGAUGCAUUGGUGAUACGGGGCGAUGCGAUAACAAACGAGUGUCUUCUAACGGGGGAGACGGUGCCGAUAUACAAGAAUGCAGACCAAGAGUCGAUAAUAUAUUCUGGAACCGGAGUGUUAAAGAGCAUCAACACCAUGCCUAUGUCAUCAUGCAUGGGAGGAGGGAAUCUGUGCAGGGUUAGGAACCUAACAAACAAGAACAAGCCCAGGACUGUUGGAGUUACAGGGUCAAUUGAUGCGUUUGAGAACUUUGCAAUUGGGCUUGUGCUACGGACGGGGUUCCACACAGCACGUGGGCAGAUUCUGAAGAAUAUGAUGAAUGCAAGGCCUGUAGUGAACAGGUUUGUUAAGGAGGCUGAGCUUGCUAUUUUCGGUGUUUUGUGUGCAGCUAUUGUACUGACUGCUGUUAUGGCAUUUGUGUUUGAUACGAUGGGGUUUUCUGGCAGGAUGAAUGUUGCAUACAGCAUUGACCUGUUUUUUACGCUUGCCAAUCCUGCGCUUCCAAUAUAUCUUAGGCUUGGGACGCAGCUGUGCUACAAAAAGCUAUUGAGAAGGAAUAUACACUGCAGCAGUCUUGAUAGGAUUAACUUGGCAGGAAGAGUUGACACAGUGGUGUUUGACAAGACGGGAACGUUGACGUGUGAAGGACUUGAUAUUCUGUGCAUCGAUGAUCUGCAGAAAUCAACAAACGAAAUUGAGGAGAUGGGUAUGACGGCAAGGAUUGGGCUGAGCACAUGCCAUCUUGUUUAUGAACUGGAUGGGAAAUAUUCGGGUGACUCUCUGGAUCUAAAGAUGUUUAUUUUUUCGUCUUCUAGGCUUGUGCAGCAUGAAAAUCUGCGAAGCGUAGUUGUUGGAGGGCAUAGCAAGAUAUACGGACCGAUUCUUAAGGAGUACAAUGACACUGAUGGCACGGUGUAUUAUCAGAAGGGCAGGAACGGGAAGCACGGGAUAAGCGAUGAGGACAUGCAAGAUGCGUAUUCGACAAGCCUUGGGGUUGAAAGGACAUGGGAAUGCGAGGCUUCUGAUGAGAUUGGUUCGAGGGAGGAAGGGCCAUGCAAAAAGGAGAUUGAUGAGGAGAUUAAUGUGACAAUAGUAAAGAGCUAUGAAUUUGACUCUGUCAUACGAAGGAUGAGUGUGGUUGUGGAGUAUGCAAGGAAGAAAUGUGUUUUUUCGAAAGGAUCACCUGAAUCGAUACGUUCUGUUUUGAAGAAGGUACCAAAUGGAUAUGAAGAGAAGGUUAGAGAGUAUUCUCUGGGCGGAUAUAGGGUGAUUUCGUUGGCAUAUAAGGAGGUAUCUGAAAGUGUAGACAGAAGCACGGAUGAGUCUGAGCUGAGCUUCCUUGCUCUGGUAGUGUUUUCGAACAAGCUUAAGGCUGAUUCAAGAAGAACUAUUGACGAGCUGAACGAGGCAAGGAUUAGAAAUGUGAUGUGCACGGGAGACAAUAUUCUGACUGCGAUUUCUGUUGGUAGGGAGUGUGGGAUUAUCGAGGAAUUCAUGCCUGUUAUAUUUCCUGUUAUUGAGGAGAAUGCAGAUUCGAUUUUUGAUGUGGAGUGGCUGUGUGUUGGAGAUGAGGAGGAGUUUACGUUCGACAAAGUAAGGCUCAGUCUGUACAGAGAGAAUGAUCGGGGAUCCAGUACGGACUUUGUGGUUGCCUGUGAGGGAAGGGAGUUUGAUUUCUUCAGAAACACCCAUUAUUUCCAGUUUAUUCUAGAGCGUGGGGCGGUGUUUGCAAGGUUUAACCCUGGGCAGAAGAAAGCUCUUGUGGAGAAUCUACAAGCGAAAGGGCGUGUGAUUAUGUUCUGUGGAGAUGGGGCAAAUGAUAGCGGAGCACUUAGUAGUGCGGAUGUGGGCCUUGCGCUUGCACAUAACGAGGCGAGUCUUGCAGCAAGCUUUAUGUCGUCUGACAUAGGAUCGGUGGUUGAUCUGAUACGGGAGGGGCGAUCUGCAUUUGUUACGUCAGUCUCCACGUUUAAGUAUGUGAUUUCUUCGUGUGUGGUUGCAUACAUGGCGUUAGUCUUUCUGAUUAUUAGAAAGAAGUUCCUCAGUGAUUUGCAGACGAUGCAUGGAGAUUUGUUUAUUUCUGUGCCGAUUGCGUAUAUGCUUACACGGUCUGAAGCGUCUAAGAAGAUAUUUGCGACGCGGCCGAAUGUUUUUCUGACGACGAAGUGGAGCACCAUACCUUUGUGUAUCACUGUUGCUAUAGAGGGAGCCGUAUUGCUGUUGCUGUCUGUGUAUGAGAAGCCGAGUGCAUUUCUGAGUGUUGAGACGAUAUCUGGAGAGCUUGUUUUUUUUGGAACUGUGUUUAUCUAUGUCUUGAACGGAAUGUACCUGAGCAACAACAAGCCUCAUUGCCAAGAUCCAGCAAGUAAUGUGAUGUUCAAGGUGUUUGCUGUAGGAAUGAUUUCUGUGAAUUUUCUUUUACUUGUUGGAGUUUAUAAGUAUCCGGAUGUUGCUAUGGAAUGGCUUCCUGAGUAUAAGUUUGUAAGGAUUGGGAUGAGUGAGUUUGUGAUGAUUGUUUUAUGCAUAGUAGUCAUUGGGAUUGCGGUGUUUGUUGUGCAGCCGUUUGUUUCCAAGAUAUUGAAAUGCAAGAGGCAUAGUGGAGAUGAUAAUGAGGGAAGAGAUUGA